Molecule: messenger RNA, 1367 nt
Organism: Pyricularia oryzae 70-15
Lineage: Eukaryota; Fungi; Ascomycota; Sordariomycetes; Magnaporthales; Pyriculariaceae
Product: nuclear transcription factor Y subunit B-3
Exons: 6
Coding region: 520-1128 (202 amino acids)
Biological process (GO): regulation of transcription by RNA polymerase II
Cellular component (GO): CCAAT-binding factor complex; nucleus
Molecular function (GO): DNA-binding transcription activator activity, RNA polymerase II-specific; protein heterodimerization activity; RNA polymerase II cis-regulatory region sequence-specific DNA binding
Source: RefSeq, a predicted model, not a curated record
GUUGCGGUCAAAAGAAAAGUUGCUUCCACGGCGCAAACAAACGACCCGCUCCAAGCCGAUUUUCUCCCAAUCCCAUCUAUUCAUUCCGCCUCCCACAAGUCCGACCCUACCGACCUACUUCGUACUAUCAUCUUCCUACACCAGCCAAAGCUACAGUAGGUACCUAAACACACAACCCCACGUCCUUGCAGCCAAUUGCCUACGGACCUAUCGAUUCUUUGCAGCUUUCCUCUCAUAGACAACGCCUCAUUCGGCACAGCCAGGUCAUUUCAAGCAAUAGGAACAAGAGACAAACAACAAAAAACAAAACAAAAAAAGAAGAAAACAUUCAAGAUAUCCCACAUAUUAUCGGUACAGCAGGCCCUGAGCCAAGCCCACCUAGGAACCCCAGAACGUCGGCACUGCCUGCAAGGCUUGCAACCCUGCAACGUGUAGCAGACACAUCAUAUCAAUCAUCCUGUACGAUCUGGCAGUCCAAGGAAUUUACAAGAAGCCCGCUCCCGCCUGCAGCUAGCCAAAAUGUCGGACUCACCCCAAUCCAAUCCCAAGGAGAUCGAAGGAGCACACACUCCCGACGAGGAAGCACAGAUGAACGAUCCUCAGGACCCACAGUCUGCCGGCCUCGGCUACGAGUUUGAGGUCAAGGAGCAAGAUCGUUGGCUGCCAAUUGCAAAUGUGGCCCGUAUUAUGAAAAAUGCACUGCCUGACAAUGCAAAGAUUGCAAAAGAGGCCAAGGAAUGCAUGCAAGAAUGUGUCAGCGAGUUUAUCUCGUUUAUUACAAGUGAAGCCUCCGAGAAAUGUCACCAAGAGAAGCGAAAGACGGUGAAUGGAGAGGAUAUCUUGUUCGCAAUGACGUCUCUCGGCUUUGAGAACUACAGUGAGGCUUUGAAGAUCUAUCUUGCCAAGUACCGUGAGCAGAACCAAUCAACACGCGGCGAGGGCCAGCAAAACAGACCUAGUAGUCAAGGCUAUGGCGCGCCGCCUGGCGCCGCACCUGGGACCAACGCUACAGCAGGUUUUCCCGGCGGAGAGCUCGGGCAACAGGGAACCGAAGCUCCUGGAGAUGCCUCCGGAUAUCUCUACAGCACACAACCUGGACACAAUGGUGCCACCGCGGGUGAAUACUGACCAGCAUAAACUACGCCGGGUGCGUUCAGGCCACCAAGUGCCAUGCCAAUUUGCGGCUGAGAAGAGUUUUGUGCGCGGCGACGCAUCAAUGUACAUGAACCCUGUUUGCUGAUGGGCUUAUGGGAAGGGAUGGAUGGGAGUAGGUGUCAUUUUGGGGUUUUGGUUCUUUUUUUAUUCUUGACUUGACGUUACUAUACUUGAUAGAUUCCCCACAAAGGCGAUCACUAUAAUUCUCGCGA